Molecule: messenger RNA, 2009 nt
Organism: Acanthochromis polyacanthus (spiny chromis)
Lineage: Eukaryota; Metazoa; Chordata; Actinopteri; Pomacentridae
Product: tyrosine-protein kinase receptor TYRO3-like
Exons: 10
Coding region: 310-1695 (461 amino acids)
Biological process (GO): cell surface receptor protein tyrosine kinase signaling pathway; protein phosphorylation; multicellular organism development
Cellular component (GO): signaling receptor complex
Molecular function (GO): ATP binding; transmembrane receptor protein tyrosine kinase activity
Source: RefSeq, a predicted model, not a curated record
UAGUUGUGGACAGAAGAACCAAAGUGGGAGCUAAAAGAUGUAAAAAUUCAUUAGAGCUAAAAGGAACAGCAGAGUUUGGUGCAAAUUAUCUUUGGAUUUGUCACUUUGAGGGAUCACAUUUCACAAAGUCUUCGUAUUUAGUGUUAAUUAGAGCAGCUUAAUGGGUUUGGGAACAUUUUUAGGCACCAAAACAAAAUGCAUUUAAAGUUAAAAUGACUUUAUGUCUGAGCCACAGUUGUGUUUCUUACAGGGAAACUCCCUCCUGUGGUGAUUACUGUCAUCCCAGACUUAAACCUCCCAAUUCUUGACAUGACAGCAGCUCCUCAGCACCAGAGUCGCUUCUUCAUGUGGCUCACAGUUGGUGUUUUAUUUAGCAUUCUGCUGCUCAUGGCUGUAAUCCCCACUGUGAUGUGUGUCCUGCGCAAAAGCUACACUAAACUCAGGUCAGACAACGAAAUAGAGCUUUUACCACUGCAUAGUGAAAUUUCAUACCGACGCACACAGAUAGUAGAGUCUCCUCCCCAGCAGUCUGACGUGGUGGAGGGUGUGGCCCAGUUGUUGGAGGGGCUCAGUGGCCGGCUGCUGGACAGUCUGAGGGAGGUCCUUGUAGAGAGAGAGCAGCUGACUCUAGGCAAGGAACUGGGCAAAGGAGAGUUUGGUUCAGUGUAUGAAGGUGUCUUUACUCCAGAGGGUGGUGUGGACAUCAAAGUGGCUGUGAAGACCAUGAGAGUUGGAAUCCACAGUCAGGAAGACUUGCAUGAGUUUCUAAGAGAGGCAGAGAUCAUGAAGAACUUUGAUCAUGAAAAUGUCGUCAGACUACUAGGGGUCACUUUACAGAGAGAGCAGGACUCUCCUCUGCCUGUUCCUCUCGUCAUCCUGCCCUACAUGAAGCACGGAGACUUGCGCCGUUUCCUGAUAGCCACACGCUAUGGUGAUAUCCCUAUGUUUGUGCCCCACCAGAGUCUCCUGCGCUUCAUGAUCGACAUUGCAGCAGGGAUGGACUAUUUGAGUCAGCAGGGGUUUCUGCACAGAGACUUGGCUGCACGCAACUGCAUGCUAGGUGAUGACCUUAGGGUAUGUGUGGCUGAUUUUGGCCUGUCCAAGAAAAUCUACAGCAGCAAUUACUACCGUCAGAAAGUAGCUAUCCGUGUGCCAAUCAAGUGGAUGGCCAUGGAGAGCCUGUCUGAGUCCAUCUACACGACCAAAAGUGAUGUGUGGUCAUUCGGAGUAACCAUGUGGGAGAUUGUGUCCCGAGGCAGGACGCCCUAUCCUGGAGUCCACAACCACGAACUGCUGGACCUGCUGCAGUCUGGACACAGGCUCAAACCACCCGAGGACUGCGAUCACAAACUUUAUGAAAUUAUGAAGAGCUGCUGGAAUAGGGAGCCUCCCCGGAGGCCUGGCUUUGGCGAGCUGGCUGAAGCACUGAAAGGGCUUCUGGCAGAACUUCCGAUCCUGGAGGCCAGCCAGGAGGCUAGUUACAUCAACCAGGGCCUGGCGGUGGCGGCUGCUGCUGCUGCAGCUGGUGGCGCCUCUCAGGAUUCACAGACAGACUCUAGGGGAAGAUGGGAAAACGUCUACCUGCCGAAUCCUGUGGGUGCUACUGCUACAUUCAGAGACGACGAUGUGGAAGUAGAGGAUGGUUAUCUUAAGUACAUUACUGGCUCAGCAGUUAAGGAGAACGUAAAUCACUGAAAAUGGACGAUGUUUUUGUAAGAUACACAAUGUAAUUCUUCUCAUGAACUAUGAGGAAGGGACAGAGAUGUGGUAUGCAUUUAUAAUCUACAUCUUUAAGGGCUAGGAGAGGAAGGAGGCAGUCACUGGCUCUCAUUAAGCAACCAGAAAACAAAGCAUUUUACUUAAUUUUUGAAAUGUUUGUAUAUCUUUAUAGUGUAAACAGGUCAUGUUAAAUUCACCUGUCUAAUAUUGUGUAGGUUCCCCUCAUGCCACCAAAUCAGAUCUCACUCUUGAAAGCAUGUCCACAGGACCUCCUUGAGUGCCCUGUAGUG